CCUCCACGCAUUCUUCCUGCUCCGGCCCCGCCGCGCUGCCGCUGCCGCUGCUGCUGCCGCUGCCGCUGCCGCUGCCGUUGCCGGAGAUGGCGAAGGGCACCACCGCCAUGGAGGUGCGCGCCGACGGCGUCGCCGUCAUCACCAUCUCCAACCCGCCCGUCAACGCCCUCUCCUUGGACGCCAUAGCCAGUUUGCAGAGGAACUAUGCGGAGGCUCUAAGCAGGAGCGAUGUCAAGGCAAUCGUCCUCACUGGUGCCAAGGGGAGGUUUUGCGGCGGAUUCGAUAUAACUGCAUUUGGAAAAAUGCCAAAAAACGAGAAGCCCGGAUCCAUGUCGAUUGAUUUCUUGAGUGACAUAGUGGAAGAUGCUCGCAAACCGUCAGUGGCUGCUAUAGAUGGCAUUGCUCUGGGUGGCGGAUUGGAGGUUGCAAUGGUUUGCCAUGCUCGUAUUUCAACACCAUCAGCUCAACUAGGGCUGCCUGAACUCCAACUUGGGAUCAUUCCUGGACUGGGAGGAACCCAACGGCUUCCCCGCCUUGUUGGCCUCCAAAAAGCCCUUGAGAUGCUGUUGAUGUCAAAGGCAAUAAAAGGAAGGGAGGCACAUGAACUCGGUUUAGUUGAUGCCAUAACUUCAGCUAACGAAUUGGUCAACACUGCCUGUUCCUGGGCUCUAGAAAUUGUUGAAAAAAAGAGACCAUGGUUCAAGAGUCUCUACAGAACUGAUAGGCUUCCAGAUCUUGUGGAAGUAAGGGAUAUUCUUAAAUUUGCAAGAGUUCAAACAAAAAAUGAGGCUCCUAAUGUUCCGCAUCCCAUAGUUUGCAUUGAUGUUAUUGAAGAGGGAAUAGUCUCUGGGCCUCGUGUUGGCCUCAUGAAGGAAGUGCUCUCCGCAAAAAUGCUUCAGCAGACUCAAACAAGCAAAAGCUUAAGACACAUUUUUUUCGCUCAGCGUGCUACUUCAAAGAUUCCAAACAUUACCAACAUAGGUUUGACACCACGGAAAAUAAAAAAGGCAGCUAUUGUUGGGGGUGGUCUAAUGGGAUCUGGAAUUGCAACAGUGUUGAUAUUGAACAACUUCAAGGUUAUCUUGAAAGAAGUAAAUGAACAGUCCUUAUCUGCAGGCAUUAACAGAGUUAAAGGCAAUCUUCAGAGUUUUGUCAGACAGGGACAACUUACCAAAGAGGAUUGUGAAAAUAAAUUUUCCCUAGUAUCUGGUGUUCUUGACUAUGAACAGUUCAGAGAUGCAGAUUUAGUCAUUGAGGCAGUUAUUGAGGAUGUAUUGCUGAAGCAGCAAAUAUUUUCUGACCUUGAGAAGUACUGCCAUCAUAAUUGCAUAUUUUCAACAAACACUUCAAUGAUAGACCUGAACUUAAUUGGCCAGAAGACAACUUCUCAGGAUCGCAUCCUUGGCGCACACUUCUUUAGUCCAGCUCAUGUCAUGCCACUGUUGGAAAUAGUUCGUACCCAUCAGACUUCCUCGCAAGUUGUUGUGGACUUGCUUGAUGUGGCAAAGAAGAUACGGAAGACAGCAAUAGUUGUUGGCAACUGUACAGGUUUUGCUGUCAAUCGGGUGUUCUUUCCUUACAGUCAGGCAGCUUCUUUUCUUGUUGACUAUGGUCUAGAUGUGUAUCACAUAGAUCAUGUGAUCACACAAUUUGGAAUGCCAAUGGGGCCCUUCCGAUUAGCUGAUCUUAUUGGCUUUGGUGUUGUUACUGCCACAACAAAGCAAUAUUUCCAAAGUUAUCCUGAACGAUGUUACAAAUCAAUGCUGCUGCUUCAGAUUAUGCUCGAAGAUAAUAGGACAGGUGAAUCUUCUCGUAAGGGCUUCUAUGUAUAUGACAAUAAGCGAAAAGCAUCUCGAGAUCCUGAUUUGAGAAAGUAUGUUGAGAAAUCAAGGGACAUGGCGGGUGUAAAGCAAGAUCCUAAGCUGAUGAAAUUAACAGAUAAUGACAUUGUGGAGAUAAUCUUCUUUCCUGUGGUGAAUGAAGCCUGCCGAGUGCUUGAUGAGGGAAUUUCUCUGAAAGCAUCUGACCUCGAUGUAGCUUCGGUUAUGGGAAUGGGUUUCCCGUCUUACAGGGGUGGAGUGAUGUUUUGGGCUGACUCACUUGGCGCAAAAUACGUGUACGACAGACUGGAGGCAUGGUCGAAGGAUUACGGGGAGUUCUUCAAACCCUGCGAAUAUCUAGCUGCAAGAGCUCGUCAGGGUGCAUCUCUGGCUGCCAAGCUUGACAGUGCUAAAUCACGGCUCUAGGGUUUCACUGUUCAUUUGCCCAGUCGUGGUUGUUAGUUUAUACAGAGUUCGGUCCCAUUGUUUCUCCAAAUUCAAGUACAUGCUGUUGCCAAACACCCGCAAGCAUCAGGAGUUUGAUUGUUACAAUCAUGCAGUUGCAAAAGAUGCACAGGGAACAACACUGGAACGGAAUAGGAAGGUCUAGCGAUUGUAUGGGCCUUCCUGGAACUGCUGUGGGUCUGCAGAGAACAGUUCCAGGGAGCUCCUCCUAAACGUUGUAGGGGGUUGUGGACUUUGUUUACAGGGAAUUCCUCCAAAAUCUAGGAAUUCAUGGUCACCAGUGUCUGUCUGGUGCGACAUUUCAGUUCUGUUGCUCGAUAAGUACAAUUUUCAUAUGUACGUAACAUGCGAUUGUAUACCAAAAUAAUGCACCGAGCCGCGUAUUGUUUUCCCCG
Messenger RNA from Setaria italica (foxtail millet), 2680 nucleotides. Its product is annotated as glyoxysomal fatty acid beta-oxidation multifunctional protein MFP-a. The coding region runs from base 87 to 2246 and encodes 719 amino acids. Gene Ontology annotation, cellular component: peroxisome. The record is from RefSeq and is a predicted model, not a curated record. The transcript has 18 exons. Gene Ontology annotation, molecular function: NAD+ binding; (3S)-3-hydroxyacyl-CoA dehydrogenase (NAD+) activity. Gene Ontology annotation, biological process: fatty acid beta-oxidation. NCBI's taxonomy places the organism in Eukaryota, Viridiplantae, Streptophyta, Magnoliopsida, Poales, Poaceae.